Messenger RNA from Myotis daubentonii (Daubenton's bat), 3544 nucleotides. RefSeq names its product kelch like family member 41 (gene KLHL41). Lineage: Eukaryota; Metazoa; Chordata; Mammalia; Chiroptera; Vespertilionidae. Gene Ontology annotation, molecular function: protein binding. Gene Ontology annotation, cellular component: M band; cytoskeleton; sarcoplasmic reticulum membrane. Gene Ontology annotation, biological process: regulation of skeletal muscle cell differentiation; regulation of myoblast proliferation; regulation of myoblast differentiation. The record is from RefSeq and is a predicted model, not a curated record.
AAGCACACUGCUCUGCCUCUGCACAGCUAGACCUGUGUGCUGCGCGGAGCUACGGCCUUCAGUGUCCCCUUCCUCACCCAGGUGACUCCCAAAAUGGAAUCGCAGCGGGAACUCGCCGAGGAACUGCGGCUUUACCAAUCCACCCUUCUUCAGGAUGGUCUAAGAGAUCUCCUGGAUGAGAAGAAAUUCAUCGACUGCACCCUAAAAGCUGGCGACAAAAGUAUUCCGUGCCACAGAUUGAUUUUGUCAGCGUGUAGUCCUUACUUCCGUGAGUAUUUUUUAUCUGACAUUGAUGAGGCGAAAAAAAAGGAGGUAGUACUAGAUAAUGUGGAUUCUGCCAUGCUGGAUUUAAUCAUCAAGUACCUCUACUCCGCCAGUAUUGAUCUCAACGAUGGAAACGUGCAAGAUAUUUUUGCACUGGCCAGCCGCUUUCAGAUCCCCUCCGUGUUCACUGUCUGUGUCUCUUAUCUUCAGAAAAGACUGGCUCCUGGUAACUGUCUAGCCAUCCUAAGAUUAGGACUUCUCCUUGACUGCCCCAGACUUGCCAUCUCGGCCCGGGAAUUUGUGUCUGAUCGCUUUGUACAGAUUUGUAAGGAAGAGGACUUCAUGCAACUGUCGCCACAGGAAUUGAUCUCAGUCGUUUCAAAUGACAGCCUAAAUGUAGAAAAGGAAGAAACAGUAUUUGAGGCGGUGAUGAAAUGGGUGCGAACAGACAAAGAAAGAGUUAAAAGCCUUAGCGAAGUGUUUGAUUGUAUCCGUUUUCGCCUGAUGACAGAAAAAUAUUUUAAAGAUCAUGUUGAGAAAGAUGAUAUCAUUAAAAGCAACCCAGAACUCCAGAAAAAAAUCAAAGUUCUCAAAGACGCUUUCGCAGGCAAACUUCCAGAACCCAGCAAGAAUGCAGACAAGGCUGGGGCUGGUGAGGUGAAUGGAGAUGUUGGUGAUGAAGAUUUACUUCCUGGUUACCUGAAUGACAUUCCCAGGCAUGGAAUGUUUGUCAAAGACCUCAUCCUCUUGAUUAAUGACACAGCUGCAGUGGCUUAUGAUCCCACGGAAAAUGAAUGCUACCUUACUGCAUUGGCUGAACAGAUUCCCAGAAAUCAUUCCAGCGUCGUUACCCAACAAAAUCAGGUAUAUGUGGUAGGAGGACUAUAUGUGGAUGAAGAAAAUAAAGAUCAACCUCUACAGUCAUACUUCUUCCAGCUUGAUACCGUUGCAUCUGAGUGGGUUGGCCUUCCACCUUUGCCUUCAGCGAGGUGUCUUUUCGGUCUGGGAGAGGCAGAUGACAAAAUCUAUGUAGUUGCAGGCAAAGACCUUCAAACGGAGGCUUCUCUGGAUACAGUAUUAUGCUAUGAUCCUGUGGCUGCAAAAUGGAAUGAAAUAAAAAAACUUCCUAUCAAAGUCUAUGGCCAUAAUGUGGUUUCACAUAAGGGGAUGAUAUACUGUCUAGGAGGAAAGACAGAUGACAAAAAGUGUACAAACAGAGUAUUUAUCUACAACCCAAAAAAAGGAGACUGGAAAGAUAUGCCUCCAAUGAAAACCCCACGUUCGAUGUUCGGAGUGGCUAUCCAUAAAGGCAAAAUUGUGGUUGCAGGAGGUGUCACUGAAGAGGGUCUUUCAGCAUCUGUUGAAGCUUUUGACCUCACAACCAAUAAAUGGGAAGCAAUGACCGAAUUUCCCCAGGAAAGAAGUUCCAUCAGUUUAGUCAGUCUGGCUGGAUCCCUGUAUGCCAUCAGUGGUUUUGCCAUGAUUCAGCUGGAAUCCAAAGAGUUUGCACCCACUGAAGUCAAUGAUAUAUGGAAGUAUGAAGAUGAUAAAAAGGAAUGGGCUGGGAUGUUGAAGGAAAUACGUUAUGCUUCAGGAGCUAGUUGCCUCGCAACACGUUUAAAUCUCUUCAAAGUGUCUAAACUGUAAACAAGGAGGUGAAAAAAUGUAAUAGAUUGGGAGGUGGUUUGUUUGGAUAACAGGGCUUUAAUUUAUUCUGUUGUUUUUCUUUAAGCCUAUACAGAGAUCCAUGUAGAAAUUAUCCACUAAGUUACUGUGCAAGAGGUUAGCAGUGGGUAUCAAAACCUCAAAGUCUGAAUCUUCAAUGUAAUGAUCAUAUCUUAAAACCAUUUUCUAAUGAAAAAUUCAAUAUUAACUUGAACAGAUUAUUUCUUUUGAGAUCUCUCACUCAAUCAAUGACUAUAAAGCAGGUUCCUAAAUUUGAGUUGCUAAUCGCUUCAUUUGCAUUUUUAGGGUAACUUUACAUGUUUCCCAUUACAAAUGAAACUGGAGAAUGAGAUAUGUACAUCUACAUUUUUAAAUGUUUAAAAACAUCAAAAACAUUCCCUCCUAGUGCUUCAAGAUACGACAAGAAUCCUGUGCAUUAUAUUAAAGAUUACAUACCAAGAGACUUCCGAAAUGCUAUUUAAAGAGUAUAAUAAAUGGGUCUCACUUGAAGGGGAAAAGUCUCUAAGUAGUCAAAUUCAAGUGAUCUUUUUCUCCAUUCUUUUGUGACACUGGUAUACUGUUUGUGACUUAAAUAAAAAAAAAAAAAUUUUUUUUUCAAUUUAAAACCAGCCAAUCACAGUUUUUAAGCCAUUAACAAAAGUAUCUGUGGUGAGAGGGAGGGGAAGUGUCCUUAAACUGCUGAGGCAGAAGUUGGGGCCAGUGGGUGGUAUGGAGGAGGGUGUGUAUUCAUUGGUUUAUCUAUGCUUUCCAGGAAAGAGCUAUUGCAAAUUUCUGAAGGGAAGAUGACUGUAUUAUUCUAUUUUUCUGAGAUAUAAGACCCUAUAUUCAAGCUGUUUGUUCUUAGUGUAGUAGUAUACAGGGUGGAGCAACAGGUUUACAGUUGUUCAUAUGAAAAAUAAUUCAAUAAUUAAUAAAUAAUGCAAGAAUAAACUCUGUGUUUCACAUACUCACAACUGUAAACUGACUUGUGCCCCACCCUGUAUGUAGUAAGUUGACUGUCCAGAACCAUCACAUUCAAUGCUCUCCAAUCAUCAACUAAUUAUUGCUAUGGGCCUCACGUGCUUUCAUAGACAUGUUUAACAUCUGUCCCGACAUGUUAUUUUCUGAGAAACCUGAUUUAGGACUGAUUUGGAGUAUCCUCUGAUUAGGAAGAAUGCUGAACUCUGUAGACAUGAGAUUAAGUUGUAAAAAUAAAUGCUUUGAGAUAAGGAAAAUGUUCAGGAAUUAGAUAGUGGUGAUGAUGGUUGCACAAUCAUGUGAAUGUACAAAAAACUACUGAACUGUACACUUAUAAGAGUGGAUUUUAUGAUAUGUGAAUUAUAUCUUAAUGAAAAAAAAAUGCUUUGUUUAGACAGUUAUUUAGACAGAAAAAUCACCAAACAAAAAUAUAAAUAGCCCUAACCGGUUUGGCUCAGUGGAUAGAGCGUCAGCCUGUGGACUAAAGGGUCCUAGGUUCGAUUCUGGUCAAGUUAAUACCUUGGUUGUGGGCACAUCCCCAGUUGGGAGUGUGCAGGAGGCAGCUGAUCAAUAUUUCCAACUCUCUAUCCCUCUCCCUUCCUCUCUGUAAAAAAUCAAUAAAAUAUAUUAAAAUAUA